This is a messenger RNA of Mesocestoides corti, 996 nucleotides long. Lineage: Eukaryota; Metazoa; Platyhelminthes; Cestoda; Cyclophyllidea; Mesocestoididae. The record is from the annotation of a GenBank genome assembly.
AUGAAGUAUUUAUGCUUUAUUUUUAUUUUAUUACAUCAGUUCUCUUCGAUUUUGUGUCAUUUGGGAUGCCGUGAUGAUCAAAACCAGCAUGUUAAUUGGUUUGUUCGUUUUUUUACUCUUUUCAUCUUAUUGCUUAGGUACAUAGGAUAUAAGUUCCCCGACGGCUAUUCAUAUGCCUAUAUAACUCCCAACCUUCCCGAUUGGCGUCUUUCGAGUAAUGAUUUACGGAAAGAUGGAUUUCUUAAGAACACCUUUGAUCAAAUUUACAAUAAUACAAAUGAUUCUCUUGUUUUUGGAGUGUACAAUGAUGAGAUGCCUUUGAAUGUUACAUGGCUGUUUGAUAUAUGGUUUGGCCAUAUGAAAGGUGAUCAAGGUUUUUGGCUUAUCCAUAGUGUUCCCAAACUAUCCAUGAAGUCGGAUGCAUUCAUUUAUCCGGAGACGGGCAAGCAUUAUGCUCAGCACUUUCUAUGCGUUUCUCUGGGUUAUUCAGCUCUAGCUACGAUCGGUAAGUCAUUUUAUCUAAACAUUAUAACCUACAAAUUACCGGAAUCAGUUGAAAAGUCGCUACCUGCGUUAAAGGAUAUCUUUGAACAUCGCUAUCGACGCGGCAUUAAUCAAACUCUUAUUACAAGCCUCAACUCAACUGACGGAAGUCUAGAUCUACGUCUGUUUAGCAAAUCACACAAAUUUAAUCAUGAUUUGUACACCGAUUUGGUUGCUCCGAACCUCGAGUCAUCUCUCCUCACCGAGACGUGGAGACACACUCGUUCCAACCUCCCCUCGAACUGCACUCAAAACUAUUCCGUAAGCCGAUCUCUCCAUGAAAUAACCAAAUAUCUUGGUGUGCUGUUUGCAAUCGAAGCGAGUCUAACCUGUAUUCCACAAUGGCCGAAUACCGUUCAACUUAUUUUGACAGAAAUGGGUGCUCUUCUCUUUUUGAAGUUCCGUGCAAACUGUCACGCAAAUUUACGCCACUAUAAAGAGCUGUUUCCGUAA